AUGGUCGCAAUAUUGCACAAGAUUACUCAUCAUCGCGCUGCUGUAACUGGUGUGAAGGUAGUGACCACCUGUGAUGUUUUUAUAUCAUCGAGUCAUGAUAAAAGUAUUUGCUUAUGGUCAUUGGAUGAUUACACGCUACUGAAUAGUAUGCAAAUGAAUAGCCCGGUAUUACGUAUCGACGUGUCAUGGGAUUCGGUAUUUUUGCUCGCUCACUGUGACGAUAAUGGUUUGUAUGUGCGUACAUUGGCAACAGGCAAAGAAUUGCAUACCCUAAAGGGUCAUAAGUCUAAAGUGCGAACCCUACAUAUAGCACGAGAUAGUCAACGCGCAGUAGUGGGUUGUGAAGAUACAAGAGCUUUGAUAUAUGAUAUGCACUCAGGUCGUCUGAUACGUUCAAUGCCGCCGAAUCCUGGCCCUGUUACAGCACUGUAUGCUAUGGACAAUGACGAUUUCUUAAUUACUGUGGGUGGGAAUAAAAUCACUUUCUAUUCAUUUCGCAAUGAAGAGUUGUACGUUCAUCCUUAUUCGCAUAAUCAACGGAAAAAACGAUCCGUUAAACGCAGCGCUCAAAGUCAAAGAUCGCCCUCGACUACAUUACCACCUAUUAUCUGCUUUGACGUUUCACGUGAUUCGCAACUGGUGGCCAUUGCUUCCGGCAAACAUGUGCACAUAAUGCAGAUCAACACUCCACAAUACCAGACUACUUUAGAUGGUCACAGCGCACCAGUAAGCAGUGUUUGCUUCGCUCCCAAUGGUGAAUUUUUAACGACCGGAUCGGAUGACCGUGCGGUGCACGUUUGGAGCAUAGCCAUGAGUUCAAUUAUUAACACUUUUCGUGGUCAUGUGGCUCCAAUAUGUUGUGUUAUUGUUUUAAUGGAUUCACGUCGUGUUUUGUCGUCCGAUCGUGAUGGUUAUUUAUAUGUAUGGAUGGCUCAGGGUGGAAAUCUUUUACAAACUAUACAGGGGCCAGGUAAACGUCUGUCUGCCACAAAUAACAUGAAAUUUGCCAUUUCGACCAAUUGCGACAACACUCUAAAGAUUUGGUCUUUGACAAGAGAAGAUGAAAAGUACUCGGUAGCACAUUCCGAUGAAAUUACUUGUUUCACCAUUACCGCUGAUAGUUUAUAUAUUAUAACGGGUUCACGUGAUAUGUCUCUGAAGGUAUGGCAGGCUACUGGAGGAAAAUUAGCCCAAGUUUUAGUAGGCCACACCGAUGCUGUGACUUGUGCAUCGGUAUCGAUAACCAACAAAACUCAAGUAAUAUCGGGAUCGAAAGAUACUAAUUUAAUUCUGUGGGAUUUACAUACCGGGGACGAAAUUCACACAUUGGCAGGUCACUUAGGAGCAAUUAUUGGUGUAAAAGUUUCAGCUGAUGGCACGACAGCGGUAUCAGGCAGUGAUGAUAAGACUUUGAUAGUUUGGGAAACCAAAAGAGGUCUAGCUCUUACUUCCCUGCAGUUGCAUGUACCCUUUUCCCGUUUUGACAUUAGCAUGGAUUGUUCACGCAUUUUGGUGCAACUUGUCGACAGUUUUAAUUUGCCAGUAAUAUGUUUGCACAAUACUCCAGCUCAAUAUAUAAAAUUGCCCACCUAUUCGGCCCCAGCUAGAGAUGUAGAAGAUCUACGUCCUCAAGGUCCUAAACGUCAAAUGAAACGUUUGCUCAAGAAGGAAGUGUCACUAGAUACAUACACUUGGCAGAAGAAGUACGGUCAUCUUACAUCUUCGGUGAUGAUGGCUCAAGUAGAUGAGCGUUUGAAACGACGCUUCUCUGUAUCAGCCAGUAUGGAGGAGAUUUCCAAAAUAGCCGAGAUGAAAACUAUAACUUCACAAACUAAUUUGGGUCCCGAACAAGCUGCUCUGGCUCAGUCGCAGCACUUUGAUCAAUUGGAGGCAUUAUGGAAUAAACGUUCCCCGCCACGUCGGCGACAUAAUGCGGGUCUUUCACGUCAAACUUCCUUAGUUGAGGAUCGUUUGGAGUCUUCGGACGACGAUGAGUAUCAUGAUGAGCGUACAGGUAUGUUAUCAGCAUCCUAUGAUAAUAUCUAUAAAUUAGCACAAAUUACUUCUGGCGGCAUGACAUCGCCAUCAAAACAUCAUACAUUUAUGCACGCAAGGAGUAGUUGUAAUUGUCAAACUUACGCAUGCACUGAUACACAUUACAAUAGUAGAGACGCUACAAGAUCGAAAACUGUCCCUUACAAUAAUACCCUUACACAAAAUCCCACAACACGCGCGCUGUCAGUCUGCAGGCAGUGUCAACAACCCGAUCUGGUCAGAGAUUUAUGUGGUCAGAGUGAUCCAUUAAGUGAUAAUCGAAGGCAGCGUUUGCGCAGUUUUUUUCGUUGGCGCAGUUUAAAUACGCGAAACGUUCGAAACGAUCACUCCCACAGUUUACAACCCCACGUGUUAGCUCAGAUGCACUGUGAAAAUGCCGCCAAAACUCAAAAGAAUAAGCUGACCAAAGCUCAGCCUAUGCCCAUAAUAAAUGUGGAAAAUUUUGAUUAUCUGGCUGUACAAAAAAUCCGUACUCAACUAUUAUUACAUCCGCAAAAUACUCAGGCCGUUGGUAAUAUAUCUCAAGUCGAAGAACCAACAGCUCUAGAUCAACAAUCGUGGCUACAUAAAUGGCCUUUCAAAAAAUUUAUUCGUCCCGAACAUUUGCCAGAGCUUAAGUAUACCGAUAAUGCGGAGAGAGACAAAACUGGAUUUUUUUCUAGAAAAUCGCAAUCGAAGAACACAAACAACUUAUUAGCUAACACGAAAUGUAUUGCUCAGUAAAUAAUGCAAACCAGAACAACACCACCUUAAC
Molecule: messenger RNA, 2809 nt
Organism: Glossina fuscipes
Lineage: Eukaryota; Metazoa; Arthropoda; Insecta; Diptera; Glossinidae
Exons: 6
Coding region: 1-2778 (925 amino acids)
Molecular function (GO): protein binding
Source: RefSeq, a predicted model, not a curated record